Pieris brassicae (large cabbage white) is the source of this 1734-nucleotide messenger RNA. It is a transcript of the gene Pnn, whose product is annotated as pinin. The transcript has 7 exons. NCBI's taxonomy places the organism in Eukaryota, Metazoa, Arthropoda, Insecta, Lepidoptera, Pieridae. The coding region runs from base 107 to 1321 and encodes 404 amino acids. Gene Ontology annotation, cellular component: catalytic step 2 spliceosome. The record is from RefSeq and is a predicted model, not a curated record.
UCAACAAAGUAAAGUUGUCAACAUUAACAACCACCAACACCAAUCAAAUAAAUUUUUCUUCAAUUUUGUUUUAAGCGAAUGAAACUAAAAUAUUACAUUUAAAAACAUGGGAACAGAAGUGGCUUUAUCAUUUAACUCUUUACGUACACAAUUAGAAAAUGAAAGAAGUAGUUUGUAUAAAAUUGAUGAAAAUAUAAAAAAAAUUGUGCAAACUACGGGUCGAUUUUCCAAUAAUAGAUAUAAUGCUUCCGGUGACAACUCUAGAGGACAAAGACAGCCAAAUCGGAAUUAUCAUAAUACAGAUGUGACCAAAAAUGAUGAUGUCUUUAAACGUAAACAUGAAACAAAAACUGUUUUUAGCAGGAUAUCAGCAAAAACUGCAGAUAGUGAUGGAGAAGAUGAAGCGUCUGGUCCUAAACGGUCUAGAGUUUCUUCAGCCGUAUGCCGCGAACUCCCAACAAGAGCGGCUGUGCUCAGAGCUCAAGGUGAUGAUGAGCAAGCUAGGACUAGGAAUAGAAGGAUAUUUGGUUCCUUACUUGGAACCCUUCAGAAGUUUAAACAAGAAGAAAUAGUCUUGCAGACUAAAGAGGACAAAAAAGCUCAAGUUGAAAGAAAAAUUGAGGAACAAGCUCGAUUAGAAAAGGAAAGGGAGUUGAAGGAGCGUAGGGUAUUGUUUGCUGAGCGUGAACUCAAGAAAGCUACCAUUAAAGCUUUAGAGGCUAAAGUGGCACGUGUUCAAGAGUUUGAAACAUGGGAACAAUCACAACGUAAUCUUGGAAACUUUAUACUGACUAAAGCUAAACCUCAUAUCUACUGGCUGCCUAAUCUAAAUAAAAUGUCAGAGAAGGCUCAAGAAAAGUUAAAAUCAAGCCAGCGUUAUCAUGAAAAAUGCAUGUCCAAAAAGCGUCAAGAGCUGGAAGAAGAGUUGCAGAGAAUAGAGCAGAGGUGCUUACGACAGAAGGCACCAAGAGCCAAAGAAAACAAUCCUGAGGCCAACAAUCAUGCAUCUAUCAUCAAUCCUGAUGAGGCUGAAAAUGGUAAUAAGAAGAGAGAUAAGUUUGCUAUGGAUGCUGAUGAGAAAGAAGACAGUGAUGGAGAGGAACAUCCAGAGGAAAAAGAAUUGGACCAGAAAACAGAAACAAUAAAAAAUAAAAUAGAUGGAGGUACAGAACUGAAUGAAGCUAUAAUAGAACACCAAGACAAUGUUAAAGAUGUUGAAUUAGAAGUUACAACAGUAGAUAAUACUCAUGAAGACAUCAAUACCAAUGCAACUGAAACAUAUAAUGAUAAAUCCAAUGAAUAUAAUUUAGACCAUUCCUAGAUGUAGUCAAAAGGCUGAAUGGUGGAUCUGGUUCAACAUAUUAUACAUUUGACAUCUAUGAUCUAUUUCAAUUGUAACAUUUAGAAAUUUAUUUAAAUUAAAAGUAUGAUAUCAUUAAUAGCAUUGUUACACCAAUAUAUCUGAGAAAAAAAAGAAAUCUGACGGUGUAGGUUUGCAAUUUGAUGUACAUUUUAUGUAACUAUUAUUAUGAUACAAUUUUAAAGAAACUGUAUUUUCUAUAAUUUUAUAAACUUGCUUUUUUAAGUGUAUUUAUCUUUAUGUCCUAGCUUAAAUUAAUAAUUUUAGGAUAAACCCAAAUAGUUGUAUGACACAUUCAAGAUCCACUACUUGGCCUAAACAUGUGUCCUAAAUUAAAGUAAUAUUAUUAUAAGAUUUAUCUUCAAAUAUUGUUU